UCCAAUGUUCUUGUGAUUUGACUCCCUCCUUUUCUGAAUUCUUCAUGUUUUUCUUUCAAUCUUCAACAGAAAAAUUCAUAUUGUGUCCUUGCAUCUCCUCCCUUUAGAAUGAAACUGUUCUGAAUACAAGAACGCAAUUAAUUAUAAGCUGGAAGAAGGUCAAUUCUCUCCCUAAGCCUCUUCGUUUUGUGAUAUACCUAGAUUAGGUCAAGGGCACAAGUCUACUAUUUUUGUUAUGAGAUGUGUCAUUUGAAUUUACCAUUUGGUUUUGUUUGAUCACGUUUUGAUAUAGGGAGUGAAUGUUGAGCCAAUGAGAAGCAAAUCUUGAUUUGAUUGUGUAAAAAGUUGAUGGGAAACCGCUGUGCAAGAACUCCUUGUUGUAGAAAGUUAUGGUCAUGUAUAUGCUGCAGCAGCAACAAGGACGAGGCUCAAGCCAGAAGCCAACAUGGGUUCAAAGGAAAGGUCCAUCCGGUAACCAAAAUCGAGAAAUGGGAAGAAAAGAUCACAGAAGCUAACAACAAUGGCAUGAUUCUUGUGGUGUACUUCAGCGCACCGUGGUGUGUACCGUGUAAAAAGAUAGAACCAGUAUUCAAAAAACUUGCUUCUAUAUACCCUUCAAUGAUAUUUGUAACCAUUGAUGUCGAAGAACUCGCUGAGUUUAGUGAUGAAUGGAAUGUAGAAGCUACACCAACUAUAGUGUUCCUUAAAGAUGGGAGACAAAUGGAUAAGCUUGUUGGUGCUGAAACCUCAGAGCUUCAGAAGAAAACAGCUGCUGCUGCAGAUCUCUUACUCAAAAAACCAUAAAAUCUUAACCAACAGAAGAGAAACAGAGUUAGGUUUUCUUCCGUUGUCUGUCACAAAUUUGUUCAGAGGAAGUGAUUUCAAGAAGUUACUUGCGGAUGAAACAAAACAUGGAGAUGAUGGAGAAGCGUUUGGUGCGGAAGGUUUAUAUAGCAGCCAUGUCUUCUCUAGUUCUCAUUUGUGAAAAUGCAUUUGUUUCUCUUUUAUAUAAUAUUCUCAAAUGGUUAUCAUGUUCCCAACAGUAAAAGAAAACCUUCUAGUACAUAUUUGUUUAAAAUUCUUCAUUGAUUUUUAG
Molecule: messenger RNA, 1096 nt
Organism: Brassica napus (rape)
Lineage: Eukaryota; Viridiplantae; Streptophyta; Magnoliopsida; Brassicales; Brassicaceae
Product: putative thioredoxin H10
Exons: 5
Coding region: 349-804 (151 amino acids)
Source: RefSeq, a predicted model, not a curated record